This is a messenger RNA of Cyprinodon tularosa, 1245 nucleotides long. RefSeq names its product adenylate cyclase activating polypeptide 1b (gene adcyap1b). The record is from RefSeq and is a predicted model, not a curated record. Gene Ontology annotation, cellular component: perikaryon; extracellular region; neuron projection. Gene Ontology annotation, biological process: neuron projection development; regulation of protein localization; neuropeptide signaling pathway. NCBI's taxonomy places the organism in Eukaryota, Metazoa, Chordata, Actinopteri, Cyprinodontiformes, Cyprinodontidae. Gene Ontology annotation, molecular function: neuropeptide hormone activity; peptide hormone receptor binding; pituitary adenylate cyclase activating polypeptide activity. The transcript has 5 exons. Bases 302 to 829 code for a protein of 175 amino acids.
AUCAGCAGCACAGGACAAAAGUUUGGAGCUGCGCUAUGUAGAUGAACACCCAGCGCAGAUCCGAUUUAGUUUGCGAUCAGAGUGAGUCUCUUUCAUUUCACUGUGUCUAAAAGUCAGACGGGCUGUAUUGAGGAGGGGGGGAAGCAUCAUAAGGAUACCUGACGGAGGCGCUUGAGCCAGGAAAGAAGUGCUGUGAGGAAGAAACACUGUGUCUCAAACUCUCAGACACGCACAAACAACACAGCCGCGCCCGGAUCACAGCCUAUACAGCUCAGCGGUACACCUGCUUUCCGGCUCUAGUAUGGCCAGUUCGAGUAAAGCCACUUUAAUCUUGCUCAUCUACGGAAUUCUAAUGCACUACAGCGUCUUCUGCACACCUAUAGGACUAAGUUACCCUAAGAUCAGACUUGAAAACGACGCGUUCGACGAGGAUGGCAAUUCUCUGUCCGACAUGGGUUUUGACAGCGAUCAGCUUUCUAUACGAAGCCCCUCAUCCCUAAGCGACGACUCGUACAGCCUUUACUACCCGCCAGAAAAAAGACCAGAAAGGCAUGCUGAGGAAGAAUUAGAUAGAGCCUUGAGGGAGAUCCUGGGUCAGUUAACAGCAAGACAUUAUCUGCAUUCUCUGAUGACUGUUCGUGCAGGUGAUGAAAACAGCAUGGAGGAAGAGUCAGAGCCCCUGUCCAAAAGACACUCAGAUGGGAUCUUCACCGACAGUUACAGCCGCUAUAGAAAGCAGAUGGCGGUGCAAAAAUACCUGGCAGCAGUUCUGGGUAGAAGGUACAGACAGAGAGUUAGGAACAAAGGACGCCGGCUCGCCUAUUUGUAGCUCCGCUGAGAGAAAGAACACGAUAAAGAAAGAGUGAGUGAAAGAAAAAAGAAUGAGAGAAUGAAAGUAAGAAAGCGAAAAAAGACAGACAGAAAGAAAGAAUGAUAGAAAGAAAGCAAGAAAGAAAGAAAAGAAAAAGCGCCCAAAACUGCCUCCUGUGUAUAUACAUCCAGAUGUUAACUCAAAGUCAUUCAGAUAUAUCUGACCAACCAGUGGAUUGCGCCUGUGUCCUUUCAACAUGUAUUUAUGUAUGAAGUAAAGCCAUUAAAAUCAAUAUUUUAUUAAUAAUAUCGUUUUUUUCUUUUCCAUUUUUGUACAAAUGCACUUGAGACUGCACAGUUAUAACUACUUUGUGGACCAAUAUUUUAUUUUUCAUGAUGAUAUGUUGAAAAGAAUAGAAAAAAAAAAAAACAAAA